This is a messenger RNA of Dentiscutata heterogama, 3408 nucleotides long. The record is from the annotation of a GenBank genome assembly. NCBI's taxonomy places the organism in Eukaryota, Fungi, Glomeromycota, Glomeromycetes, Diversisporales, Gigasporaceae.
AAUCGUGAUUUAUGGGCUAAACGUCUUUUAGAAACAGAUCAUCAGCGUUGCAAAUAUUCAAGAACUGGGCGUUCUAUUUUUAUACGAGAAAGAUCAAGUUUUUUACAAAUUUUACCACAACAUUCAAUACUUUCAAGUGAAAUAGAUAAAAAUAAUGUUUACUUAUUACUUAAAAUACCGGAACUAAGUACUAGUAAUAAAGUUUUUGUUCCUUUAAUUCCAGGAUAUUGCGUAUUUACUAAAUUAGGAGAGAUGUAUUUUAAAUUAGCUUUAGAAUGGUUAGAUAACCAAAUUAUGUAUAGGUGGACUGAAUAUGCAAAUGAUUUAACUUUUACGAAUGCUCAAUAUUCAUUUAUAUCUCAUGAUGGUUUGACUAGUUUACGAUCAUAUAUUAGUAAUAGUUCUCGAAUUAAAUACUCUGGAACAUUUUCAGCACCAUUUUUAUUUGGAUUAACAUGUGCAGAAAAUGUUAAGUGGCUUCGAGGAUUUAUUUCUCAACGUAUUCCUACUUUAUUUCAAGCAGAAAGUGAUUUUUUUCAUGCUCAACUUCAACGUGAUAAAAUACUUCAGCAAGCAAAACGAAAAGCCAAUAAACUAGAAGAAGAUUUAUAUUUUAAUGAUCCUUAUGAUAAUGGAAUUAUCAAAAAUGAAUUACCUAUUAUAAAAAGUGGAUGGUCCGGAUCAAAUAAAAUAACACAAGCACUUGGUGUUAAAUUGAAAGAAUUACAAGAUGAUAAUCGUGAAACAAAACACCAAUUAAAAAAUAUGAAGAAACGGUUACGUCGAUCGUUAGAUACUAUUUGUCGAUUAAAAACUAGAUUGAAAACAGACAAUGAAGAAAGUAAUGAAAGUGAACUAAGUAAUAAUGAAUAUUCGAAUUCUGAAAAUCAAACUAUUAAAAAGCUAACUCUAAAAGGACGAUUAGGAUCUACAGUUUUUGUUAGUACAGACGUCUUUUUGGACUUAGUUUUGAAUCAACCAUGUCUUUCAUGUUCGGAUAUAGACCCUAAAAAUCAAAAAGCUCAAAUCAAAGUCGAUGGAUUACAGAUUCAUAUUAUGCUUACUUGUUCUUUAUGUUCAAGUGAAACGGAAUAUUGUAAUGAAAGAGAAGGUGAUAAUUUUUCAAAAAGUAUAGCUGGUGCUGGCUUACUUGGUGGAGUAAAUAGAGAAGAAGUACGAUCAAUAUUAGCUUUGUUAGGAGUUACAAAACAAAGUGGACAUCAACAAUACUUUAAUAAGCAAGCCGAAUUUUUUCAAAGUUUAUAUCAAAUUGCAGAUAAAAGUGCUGAAAACUUAUUAAUAUUAGUAUGUGAACAACUUCGAAAUAAUAAUCAAGAUAUAUUAGAGGUAUCAUUUGAUUGUGCUUGGAGUCAUGUACGUGAGGCUCUGCAAGCCAGUGGAGAGUUUAUUUUUAAUGGAGAAUUAGAAGAAUCAGAUCGGAAUUGGAAAAUUUUUGAACAACCAAUAAUGAGCUUUUAUACAAAAUGCAUUUAUGCAGCAUCUAGUAGAGCUAACAAUCCUGAAGUUUCAACCCCAACCGAUGAAGAAUUAGCAUGGAUGUAUACUGAAGGCUUAAUUUAUCAUUUGCAAGGAAAUCAUGAUAAGUGCUGGCCCAAAGUUUGUUGGAUUGUUGAAAAUCCGGAUUUAAGCUUACCAUCUCCAAAUUUAAUCGAAGAACUUACCAAUAGUAAAUUUGAACCAUCAUUCGCCUCACUAGUAUCUAUAUUCAAAUCAUCAUCUCUCAAAUGCGUGGCUUGUCAGUCUUUUCAAAAAAAAUUUGUAAAUGGACUAUGCACAUUAUGUGGUUUUUUAUUGAAACACGAUUUAUCUGAUCGUAUACCUAAUAUACAAUAUCAGCAACCAACCUCCACACCAAGUUUGGAACCUAAUAUAGUUGACAGCAUUAUUAUAGAAUUUUUCGAGUUUGAAGAAUAUUAUGAAAAACAACGAGAAAGUAUUUUAUCUUUUUUAUCGGGUCAUGAUACAUUAACUAUACUAAAAACGGGUGGUGGUAAAAGUUUAAUAUAUGCAGUUGCAAGUGUACUGUAUCGAGGAUUGACUGUAGUAUUUACUCCACAAAAGGCACUAAUGGAUGAUCAGGUGCGAGAAAUGGUAGGAAUGGGAAUACCUGCAGCAAUGCUAUAUGCUUCCUCAGAGCAACCACCCUUCGUACAAGAAAAGAUUUUUGCAGAGAUUGCAAGCGGAUUAAUUCGUGUGUUGUUUGUUACGCCAGAAAAGUAUACAGAAAACUCAAAAUUUCGUAUUAUGUUACAAAAUGUUUACAAUACUCGAGAAAGAUCAAAUAUGGAAAUAAUUAGAACUUCAACUAUUCAACGCCCUGAAAUUAUAUUAGAGGUUAGACCCAAACCAGCCGCUAAAGAUAAACUUUAUCAGACUAUAUUUAGUCUACUAGAUAAUCUUGAGGAACGUGCUAUCAUUUAUGGGGCCACAGUUAAAGAAUGUGAUGAUAUGACGAAGGCUCUUUGUAAAAAUUUUGAUCCUACAAUUGUUGGAAUGUAUCACGGAAAACGAGCAAGUGCUGAACAAACUGCCGUAUCUGCAGGAUGGAAAAAUAAAACUAUUAAAAUUAUGUCUGCAACUACUGCGUUUGGUAUGGGUAUCAAUGUUGAUGAUGUUACCUUAGUCAUCCAUACAACCUUACCCAUGUCGCAUGAACAAUAUAUUCAGGAGAUUGGUCGAGCAGGUCGUAUUGGUCAAGAAUCUAGAGCAAUAUUAUUUUAUUCACGAAGUGAUAUCCGUACACUAUUGUCAAUCUUGAAUGGAGGACAAGAAAGUCUGCCCACUAGCUCUAUUGAAUUACAAGACCAGUUUACAACUAUUAACACAAUGGAAGAAAAAAAGACAAAAAUAAUGGCUAUGAUGUUAUAUGCAGAUGCAAUCUAUGAAUGUCGUCAACAACUCGCAUAUUCUCCUUUUUUAUGGCCAAAUGAUACUCAAAUUCCCGCAUGUCAUAUUUGUGACAAUUGCAAAGAACGUGAAAAAGAUGCACCUGAUAUAUGUGAUGUUAUAGUGGAGGCACUUCGGCUUGUUAAAAUCGUAAAAGAAUUGCUGCAGCAUGCAAUUAUUCGAAGCAACAAUAUGCACUAUGUUACUCGUGAAGAUGUGGUGGAUGUGUUUUAUAGAAGCAAGAAUAAUAAUGUAACCAAAAAGAAUCUCAUGCACAUUUCAGAAUAUUCCGGAUAUGUUCGAACAAGAUUGCAUCCAAAAAAAAUGUGUUUUUACUUGCUGGAUUCUUUAAUUCAAAAAAAAGUUAUAACUCAAGUUAUUGAUCUUCAAAGAAUCCGUCCCAAAUCAUCAAUCUUAACUUGCACCUAUAAAAUCAUAGGAGUUUGUGAAAAUGCAGAAAGCAUUGUUUCGUCAGAAGUUUGGCAGCUCUAUUUGAAAUGA